UUUUCUUUUCCUUCGUUUCCAUAACUUCCAGAAUUGUGGAGACGCUUCUCGAAUCCUUCACACACGCGUUACUGAAACUAUAUAUCUGAAUCCUUCCUACAUUCCCUGUUCAUUAAAUUUCUUACUAUAAUUCUACAAGGUUGCUUGGUUUCUUGUUUCUCUCUAAUCGUUCAAAUGGCUAAAGAAGGACCCAACUGGGAUGGGUUACUCAAAUGGAGCAUUGCAAACUCCGACGGAACUGCCCCCACUAGCAAUUUGAGUGAGGAGGAUCGGAAAUGGUUUAUGGAAGCAAUGCAAGCACAGACCAUUGAUGUUGUAAAACGUAUGAAAGAGAUCACACUUGUGAUGCAAACUCCAGAAGAAGUAUUGAAAGAUCAAGGAGUCACCGCUUCAGACAUUGAAGACAUUUUGGAAGAGUUGCAAGAGCAUGUUGAGUCGAUUGACAUGGCCAAUGAUCUCCAUUCAAUUGGUGGGUUGGUUCCUCUUCUUGGUUACUUAAAGAAUUCUAAUGCUAAUAUUCGAGCAAAGGCUGCUGAUGUGGUGACCACAAUAGUCCAGAAUAAUCCUCGAAGUCAACAACUUGUUAUGGAAGCAAAUGGCUUUGAACCUCUUAUUUAUAAUUUCAGUUCAGAUCCUGAUGUGACUGUUAGAACUAAAGCGCUGGGUGCAAUAUCUUCACUAAUUCGGCACAACAAACCUGGUAUCACUGCGUUUCGCUUGGCAAAUGGUUAUGCGGCCUUGAAAGAUGCACUAACCUCUGAAAAUGUGCGAUUUCAAAGGAAAGCUCUAAACUUGAUCCAUUACCUGUUGCAUGAAAACAAUUCAGACUGCAACAUUGUGAACGAGCUUGGAUUUCCUAGAAUGUUCAUGCACCUUGCCUCAAGUGAAGAUUCAGAUGUCAGAGAAGCUGCCCUUAGGAGUCUUCUUGAGCUUGCUCGUAUUACAAAAGACCGCAGUGAGGAAGACAGUGAGAAAAUGAAGCAACUUCUUCAAGAAAGAAUAAACAAUAUCAGUUUAAUGUCAGCUGAGGACCUUGGUGUAGUGAGGGAGGAGAGACAGCUUGUGGAUUCCCUGUGGACCUCUUGCUUCAACGAGCCAUCUUCUCUUCGAGAGAAAGGUCUGCUUGUGCUUCCUGGGGAAGACAACCCCCCUCCAGAUGUUGCAAGCAAAUAUUUUGAGUCUCCUCUUCGAUCUUCAACUGUGAACCCAUCUUCCAAUAAUGACUCUAAAAAGGGAAAGAGAGAGACCCCUUUGCUUCUAGGGUCAGGUCCUUCAUCUGCAGACAGCAACAAUCCAGUUAGUUCCAAUAGAGAAGCAGAUGCUAGGUCACGGACAGAUGCUAGAUGAUGAAAUGAACUCUUAAAUGUGUUUGUUCUGGAUUUUUAUCCCAUGCUUUCUAUAUAUCUUUAACACACAAUAGUAAUUUCUUUCUUCAACA
Vigna angularis (adzuki bean) is the source of this 1438-nucleotide messenger RNA. Its product is annotated as hsp70 nucleotide exchange factor FES1. Lineage: Eukaryota; Viridiplantae; Streptophyta; Magnoliopsida; Fabales; Fabaceae. The record is from RefSeq and is a predicted model, not a curated record. The transcript has 6 exons. Bases 175 to 1347 code for a protein of 390 amino acids.